Messenger RNA from Prunus armeniaca (apricot), 1128 nucleotides. The record is from the annotation of a GenBank genome assembly. NCBI's taxonomy places the organism in Eukaryota, Viridiplantae, Streptophyta, Magnoliopsida, Rosales, Rosaceae.
AUGGAAAGAACCGACAGUAUCGUAGUUCCCCCAAGAUAUGGAAAGAUGAUCACAAUUCUCAGCAUCGAUGGCGGCGGCAUAAGAGGGCUUAUCCCCGCAACCAUCCUCUCUUUCCUCGAAUCCGAACUUCAGAAGCUGGACGGUGAGGAUGCAAGAAUCGCCGACUACUUUGAUGUGGUUGCAGGAACAAGCACAGGUGGUCUUGUGACGGCCAUGCUCACAACCCCAAAUGAGAAUGACCGCCCACUGUUUUCUGCCAAAGAUAUUAGCGACUUUUACAUGAAUCACUGCCCUAAAAUCUUCCCCCAAAAGAAGUUUCCUUUGUUUCGUUAUACUAGAAAGAUCAUCAAAGCUCUGACAGGACCAAAAUACGAUGGCAAGUAUCUACAUGGCUUGAUUAGGCAAAAACUGGGCGACAAAAAGAUGCACCAAACAUUGACUAAUGUUGUCAUUCCCACAUUUGACAUCAAGAAUCUCCAGCCCACUGUCUUCUCCAGCUUUAGGGUAAGGCAUAAGCCAUGCUAUGAUGCCUUGCUCUCUGACGUAUGCAUUGGAACCUCAGCAGCACCAACUUUUCUUCCAGCUCAUUAUUUUGAAACCAAGGACGAAUUUGGACAAACUAGAGAAUUUAACCUCAUAGAUGGUGGCAUAGCUGCAAAUAAUCCAACUUUACUUGCUAUUUGUGAAGUAACAAACGAAUUAAAGAAGGCGAAUCCGGACUUCUUUCCUGUGAAACCAGUGGAUAUGGACGAUUUCUGCGGUGGCUCCACCCCAAUCAUCAAUGUGUUCAGUCAAGCAAGUGCCGAUAUGGUUGAUCUUCACCUUUCUGGAGUUUUCCAAGCCCUCCACUCAGAGGAUUACUAUCUUCGAAUUCAGGACGACACGCUUCGUGGGACGGUGUCUUCCGUGGAUGUAGCCACAAAGAAGAACUUGUCCCGUCUUGUCACAGUUGGAGAAGGCCUAUUGAAAGAACGAGUUUCCAGGGUUAAUUUGGACAGUGGCAGGUUUGAGGCUUCUGAUCAUGAGACAAAUGAAGAGGCUCUUAGAAGGGUUGCAAAACUACUCUCUGAGGAGAGGCGUCUUCGCCAAGAAACGUUGAAUGAUGGGCUUGCUUCAAGCUCCCACUGA